AACUAACGUUAGCUACUUGCCCAGGCUUCAACCGACUCCCAUUCCGAUUUAUCCAAAUCUGGAGCCACAAAUUUCUUUACAUUCCCCCUGAAAUUCACUUUAAUCGUAACAGGUAGCCCCAUGGCUGCUUUUUGUGAUUAAAUAAGGAGAAUCAUUGAAGAUUCUAGUGGACAGAACGAGUUCUCGCAUUCGCCAAUCCUCUUGUUUACAUCGUCAGCUGAAAAACACGGUUUCGCAUUCAGUGCAUAAAUAUGCCGCGUUCAAAACAACUGGGAACUCGGAAAUAUCUUCAGUACGUUCACUAUAACCGGGAACUCGAAAAAAAAACGACUGGGAACAGGUGUUUGAACGGUCAUCUAACUCCGCAUUCCAAGUCGAAAACGGGGGUUUCUUUCUAGAAAUCGAUCACCGACGUCACGAUCUGACUUAGUUUUUUUCCUUGUUCCCAUUUGUCUUGAAAGCACCAUUACUGUGCAUGCGUGUUCGUAUGUCAUGUUGUCUCAUGUUGAAUAACUCAUUUUUAGACAACAAUUGUGGCUGACACGUUUAGUCCCAAAUUGAGGACAAUCGUAUUUCUGCCAUUUGUGGAUGAAGAAGAUGAAUUCAAGCCUCAAGGUGGACAAUGAACUUAAUCGUAAGGUCGAUGUUUUCAGACAACGAAUUACUGGGGAGGCGGAGAACCUAGUUGCAAGUUUUUUCCCAAAUAAGUUAUUGGAACUUGACCAUUUUCUCAAGGAUCCCAUUUUAAACAUCUGUGACCUUAAAGAGAUACACUCAGAAAUCAACUUGACAGUGCCAGACCCCAUUCUACUCUCAAACCUCCACGAUGGACUUGAAGCGCAAAGUGCCAAAAAGAGGAAAAUGGAAGAUGGUACUGGGGAGGACAAGGUGGCUGGCACCAAGGUCUUUAUCAUGCCUAGUGGGAUGAUGAAGAGCAACACCAAGCUGGUGGACUUGAUCGAGAAGGUCAAGCCAGAGAUCAGGACACUCAUAGAGAAAUGUAACACGGUAAAAAUGUGGGUUCAGUUGCUUAUCCCAAGAAUAGAAGAUGGCAACAACUUUGGGGUUUCAAUUCAGGAGGAGACAGUAGCUGAACUCCGAACAGUGGAGGGGGAAGCAGCAUCGUACCUCGACCAGAUAUCUGGAUACUACAUCACAAGAGCAAAGCUAGUGUCCAAAAUAGCAAAAUACCCACAUGUGGAGGACUACCGGCGCACAGUGACAGAGAUUGAUGAGAAGAAAUACAUCAGCCUCAAGGUCAUAGUUUCAGAGCUGAGAAAUCAAUACGUAACGCUACACGACAUGAUCUUGAAGAACAUUGACAAGAUCAAGAAGCCUCGGAGCAGCAAUGCUGAAGCAUUGUACUGAGACUGACCCAGCCACACUUCCCGUUCCCUCCUUCUGCCAGCUGUCAAAGUAGCGGAAGAACUAGAGCUAGACCAUCACUACCAGAUCAGUACAAUCCAGGAAACCAUGGUCCCGGUAUCUUUUCAUUUGAUUGGUAAAAUAUGGUCAUUGUUUUAAAAUCCUUAGUAUGUUAUGAGGUCUCUCGACGAACCGUGAGCAAUGGCUCUGGGAAAAGAACGCUAUGUAUUUUUUUAUUAAAUUAAAACCAUUUUGUCCAUGCAUCUCGCUGUCUUUUCUGAAACUUUUGAAAUGGUCCAAGACCACUUUUACUGUUUUGUCUACUGCUUUAUUGAAUGUUCUAUGGUGCGAUGGGAGACCGUCCUAUGUAGGUCACUGCAGAAGUGCUUUUUAGCGGCUGGGUUUUCAAUUACCCUGGUGAUGGUGGUAACGGCUGACUGACUUUAUGCUGAAUAUUAUGGCCUCGAAUCAGAAGAGUUAUUUCAGACUGUCUGUAAAAUUGUUUAGAUUGUUCAAUGAUAAUGAGACAUGACAUUUUAAUGCUGCCAACUCUGAAAAGUGUUUCUUCAACUCAUUUAACUGAAUAAUAAAGAUAUUUUGGAAUGGUUUUACUUCUAAACACUAAUGUUUCAUCAUGAUUUAUAUUCUUCAGAGGUAAGAUAUGCCAAGUAAUACAGACAUCGUUGCACUCAUAUCUGCUCACACAAACCAUUGAUGUAACCUUUUGGUGUGAUUGUACCGACAGAUAUGGCAGCUCUGCUUCUAAGCAAUUGAAAUAAAAUAUAAAAAAAUGG
Oncorhynchus kisutch (coho salmon) is the source of this 2159-nucleotide messenger RNA. Its product is annotated as proteasome activator complex subunit 3-like. Gene Ontology annotation, biological process: regulation of G1/S transition of mitotic cell cycle; positive regulation of endopeptidase activity; regulation of proteasomal protein catabolic process. Lineage: Eukaryota; Metazoa; Chordata; Actinopteri; Salmoniformes; Salmonidae. The transcript has 11 exons. Bases 589 to 1368 code for a protein of 259 amino acids. The record is from RefSeq and is a predicted model, not a curated record. Gene Ontology annotation, cellular component: proteasome activator complex; cytoplasm; nucleoplasm. Gene Ontology annotation, molecular function: endopeptidase activator activity.